Messenger RNA from Physella acuta, 2450 nucleotides. RefSeq lists its product as uncharacterized. NCBI's taxonomy places the organism in Eukaryota, Metazoa, Mollusca, Gastropoda, Physidae. Gene Ontology annotation, molecular function: ATP hydrolysis activity. Gene Ontology annotation, cellular component: nucleus. The record is from RefSeq and is a predicted model, not a curated record.
UGCAUAUUUUAGAAAAAUAAUUCUAUGUUGUAGAUCUUUAAAUUAAUUGUUCGUAUUGCUAACCAAACAUGGAUUUAACUAAACAGUCAAUGAAUGGAAUCCCGUUGAGUUUGAUCCAUCCACAUUAUUUACACACCAACUCAACAAGCCAUCCCUGGGCGCUUGGUGCUAUUGCAGAACUAAUCGAUAACGCAUGUGAUCCCGAUGUACAAGCGUCAACUUUACACAUAGAGAAAUACGAGUUGGGCAAUAAACCAAAUUUGACCUUUUUAGACGACGGAUUUGGGAUGAACUCAAAAAAGCUUCUGCAUUUGCUGAGCUUUGGAUUUAGCUACAAAAGAAGCUGCGACAGAAAUAAUUUACGCCAACCUAUUGGUCAGUACGGCAACGGUUUCAAGUCUGGUACGAUGCGUUUGGGCAAGGACGUCAUCGUGUUCACGAAAUGCAAAGAAACUGCCUGUGUGGGGCUCCUGUCACAGACCUACCUACAAGCAAUAAAAGCAGAGUCCGUUCUAGUACCUUUACUAGAAUAUGAGCUACCAACCAUUUUAAAAUAUUCUUUAUUUCAAACUCAAAACGAUUUGGUUGAAGAGUUAAAAAAGCUGGGUACAACAGGAACGAAAAUCAUCAUCUAUAAUCUAAGAAGGCUUGACAACGGACGGUACGAGCUCGACUUUGAUAGUGAUCCUACAGAUAUCCGGUGCCCUGAAGCCUACACGGCAAGGUCAAACAGAGCUGAUGAUCGAUACAACAAUGAGUACAGAAGAUCGUUAAGGCAAUAUUGCAAAAUUUUGUACUUUCGCCCAAAAAUGAAGAUAUUUAUCCGAGGGGAAGAAGUUGAAGCGCAAGUAAUGUCCAAAUCGUUACUUGCAACAACAAACACAUAUUACAAGCCUAGAAGUCAGGAGUCACAAGUGAGAAUAACACUAGGUUUCUCUCGAGAAGAUGACACAGAAGAUUACGGCAUGAUGUUGUACCACAGAAACAGGCUGAUUAAAGCUUAUGAGAGGGUUGGGUGCCAGAAACAGGCAAAUGAACGGGGCGUGGGUGUUAUAGGUGUGGCCCAAGUUGAUUUUCUCAAACCUACACAUAACAAACAGGAUUUUGAAUUAGACUACAUGUACAAUACAGCAAUGAGUGCAUUUGCAAAUAAACUGAACGACUAUUGGAACAAUAAAUCAGAGGAGUACAACCGGUCGGUUCCAGGAUCCAGUUCUGCGAGCAUUAAAACUCUACACGAAAGAAUGAUCUCAUUAUUUAGGCAGGAGUCACCUGGCUCUACUGGAAAAGAUGGACAAAAUUCUACAUUAAAUGUUUCAUAUGACGCAAGUGAAAGUAAUAAAACAAACGAGAAACAGCAAAAGAAUUUAAGUAAAACAAAAGAUUUCUCGCUAUCGAUCAGCAUGAGUACCAGGUCACAUGAGUCUUCUAACAGAAAGCGAACUUUAGAAGUAAAGCAUGACGUACCGGCACCAAAGAAAGGAAGAUCACACACUGCAGUAACACAAGUGACUCCUAGUAACACAGCGACUACCUUUAAAGAAUCGGUUGGUAGACAUGUGAAUAAAGUCGCCAAUGCCAAAGGAUCAGCAAAUGAAACAGCCAGACCUCCUCCCACUGAAACAGCUGCGUCAUCUCAUAACAUAACAAAGGCACCACCUAUCAAUGUAACAACUAUACCACCUAUCAAUGUUACACCUUCAUUGAACACAAGUGUAACAACUGCACCACAAUCCAAUGAAACAACAGCGUCGCAAUCAAGUGUAACAACUGCACCACAACCCAGUGUAACAACUGCAUCACAUACCAAUGUAACAACUGCACCACAAUCCAGUGUAGCAGCUGCACCACAUACCAAUGUUACACUUGUAUCAAAUACCAAUAUAACAACUGCACCACAUACCAAUGUUACACCUGCAUCAAAUAUCAAUGUAACAACUGCACCACAUACCAAUGUUACACCUGCAUCAAAUAUCAAUGUAACAACUGCACCACUAUCCAAUGGAACAACAGCGUCACAAUCAAAUGUAACAACUGGACCACAACCCAGUGUAACAACUGCAUCACAUACCAAUGUAACAACUGCACCACAAUCCAGUGUAGCAGCUGCACAACAUACCAAUGUUACACAUGCAUCAAAUACCAAUGUAACAACUGCACCACAUACCAAUGUUACACCUGCAUCAAAUACCAAUGUAACAACUGCACCACAUACCAAUGUUACACCUGCAUCAAAUAUCAAUGUAACAACUGCACCACUAUCCAAUGGAACAACAGCGUCACAAUCCAAUCCAACAACACAAUCACAAUCCAAUGUAACCCAGUUUCAUAGAAACGUCUUCAUGUUUAUUAGACUUUUCCAUAAUGGUGAGAAUAUUGAGCGUGUAGAAGAUGUCGAAGAGUAUGUUAAAAACGCUCUUCUUGACUUUAUGUCAAGAGGCGGCAGUUAA